GGGUCAGUAUAUUUCAUGGGUCAAGAAGAAUUAACUGAAAUUGGUAUACGAUUUGAUAAGCCAAUUCCAGGGGGCACUGACCUGAACGGCCUAUGCAGAGCAGAGCACGGUUUUCUAUGUAAAGAAGAUGAACUUCUCUUCGAAAUUACUCAUAGGGAGACGAUGGACUGGCCGUCCAUAAAGCUGCAAAUCAAUGCACUAUUUAAGGUUGUCAGAUGUGAAAGUAGAAAUGGUCCUAUUAUACUUUUCAUCAAAGAUCUUGAAAAGUGGAAAGACGAUCCAAAUGUUUGGAUUGCUUUGCAGAGCGAGUUGGAUACACUGAUGGGUUCUGUUGUGGUUAUCUUUUCACACAUUCAAGAUAAAAAGAAAAAGGGUAAUAUGGAGAAGCUACUUUCUUUACUCAAAAACAAAGUGAUAGACAAAGUGACUGUGGAACCACCUUGGGUACAUAAAUGUUUGUUUGGAUAUAUUUCGUACAUAAUGUUUUUUCUUUUCAAGUUUUAG
This is a messenger RNA of Cryptomeria japonica (Japanese cedar), 504 nucleotides long. RefSeq lists its product as uncharacterized. NCBI's taxonomy places the organism in Eukaryota, Viridiplantae, Streptophyta, Pinopsida, Cupressales, Cupressaceae. Bases 16 to 504 code for a protein of 162 amino acids. The transcript is spliced from 4 exons. The record is from RefSeq and is a predicted model, not a curated record.